AUGAAGAUAGAGUUAGAUAUGUUAGGUAAGAAGAGUGUAGGUAAGGUUAAGGUUAAGAUGACUCCAUUUGACGAAAAGAUUGAUUCUAUGGAUGCGUAUUUGAAUGUUUAUGAAACUUAUGCGUCUGCUCAGAAUUGGGAACAUGAAAUGUGGUCACUAAACUUACCGUUUCUGUUAAAAGGUACUGCUAGGGAGGUAUUUGAUAGGCUUCCAUUAGAAGAUAGGACGGAUUAUGAUAAGCUGAAAGAUGCUUUGUUAAGGCAGUUUGAGUUGACUGAUGAUGGGUAUAAGAAGAAGUUUAGGACUGAAAGGCCCCGUGAAAAUGAGACUUUUGUUAUGUUCCUAGCUAGAAUCUCUAGAUACUUAGAUGGUUGGCUAAGAUUGAGUAAGGUGGAGAAGACUUAUGAAAAGUUAUUAGACUUCAUAGUAAGGGAUCAAUUUUUAGAUAUCUGCAAUAGAGAACUAUAUCAGAACCUUAGUAGUAAGAAGUUGUUUUCAGCCCGUGAAGUAGCGGAAGAUGCAGAUUUGUUUGCCAAGACUAGAGGAGGUCCGAAGUAUGUAGUGAAUCUUGGAAUUAAAGAAAGAGCUAAGCCUUAUGCACUGCCGAGUAGACCUGUAGAUAAAAAUCAAGGUAGUAGUUAUCGUAUGCAAAGAGGUAACGAUAGACUGGUAAAUAGAGGUAGAGCAUCUCAGCAGUAUGAAGGUUAUAAAUGCACAUAUUGUGGUCGUUUAGGGCAUACAGCAUUUUUCUGUAGAAAUAAGGCUACAAAUAAAGCUAACGCAGCGGAAGACAUAGAACCGAACUCAAUGAAUCCAAGUAAGAAUGAUAGUUAUCAGGGUAAUAGAAGGCGAGGAGGUUAUAGAGGUAGGAGUAGAGGUAGAGGAAGAAAUAGAGAUGCAGAUUCGAAGAUUUCGAUGCCGAGAUCAGAUAGUGGUAGUAGUUUGAUAGAACUUGGGGAUUUUGAAGACGUGGGUACAGUUACUAUAAAUUCAUGUCCGACAACUAGAGGUAUAUGUAAUGGUAAAGCUAUAGUUGCAAUGAGAGAUACUGGGUGUACAUGUGUCAUAGUACGAAGGAAUUUGGUAAAUGCAAAUCAAUUGUUAGGGAAGUUCAGACGAUGUAAGUACAUUGAUGGUAGUGAGCACAGAUUAGAAAUGGCGUUAAUUGAUCUUGAUUGUCCGUAUUACAGGGGUACUGUAGAAGCACUAUGUGUAGAUAAUCCUACAAAUGAUGUAAUUAUCGGUAACAUAGAGGGUGCUGUAGAACCAAAUUUUGGUAAGUUAGCUUCAGCAGUAGAAACAAGAUCGCAGAGUAAAGUUAAAGCUCAUAGAAGACUUAAAGUUCCUUCACAGAUUUUAGACAUCACUAAUGUAGAGUUUGUAGAGAAGCAGCAGGCAGAUAGUACAUUAGAUGGUUGUAGAAAGAAAGCAGAGGAAGGUACGGUUAGAAACUGUAGAGGUAAUGGGCAAGUGAAGUUUCAGAUCAGGAAUAAGAUGUUGUUUAGAGAGUUUACGGCAGGAAAUGGUGACGUAAGUAGGCAGUUAGUAGUUCCUAAGGAUCUUAGGGAGACUGUGUUAAAAGUAGCGCAUGACUCGCUUUUGGCAGGACAUCUUGGUAUUCGGAAGACAAGUGAUAGAGUCUUAGGGGAGUUUUAUUGGCCAGGUGUUCUUGUAGAGGUUAGACGAUAUUGUCAGUCUUGUGAUAUUUGUCAACGUACUAUUUCUAAAGGUAGAAUAAGUAAGGUAACUUUAGGUAAGAUGCCUUUGAUUGAUACUCCUUUUAAGAGAGUUGCCGUUGACAUUGUUGGUCCGAUCGAACCGAUGACUGAGAGGAAGAACCGAUAUAUUUUGACCAUGGUAGACUAUGCUACCAGAUAUCCUGAAGCAAUUGCAUUGCCUAGUAGAGACUGA
Molecule: messenger RNA, 1911 nt
Organism: Ruditapes philippinarum (Manila clam)
Lineage: Eukaryota; Metazoa; Mollusca; Bivalvia; Venerida; Veneridae
Exons: 1
Coding region: 1-1911 (636 amino acids)
Molecular function (GO): zinc ion binding; nucleic acid binding
Source: RefSeq, a predicted model, not a curated record